AUGCCUGCACUUCCUCAAAAUCGUUCCAUGUCUCCACCACCUUUUCUGGCUGAAGUGCAAGCUGAUCAACAUCCAUUUUGGCUGCAUUGUCUUGCAUAUAAAUGUAGUGCGUUGGGAGAUACUUCCGAAAAGAUCCGUAUAAGGUGGUGUUACGAAGUUGAUUUCAACGUAUAUUUGCGGCGGAUCGAUAUCGGACGUGCGCCACUUGCUGGACAUUGUAGCGUGGCGUAUUGCACUUGGUGUAAGUCAGCCAAACUACCUUAUACACGUAGUAGGACAACGACUGAUAAAGGUAUUGAAAAUAAAUAUUUGAGUGAAAAAAAAAUAUGCCCUUUUAAAAAAGGUGUUAUAAGAAAAGCUGCUAAAAUAGGUGAUAUAGAAACAUUAAAAAUAGCUUACGAGAGUGGCUGUGAAUGGGAUGAAUAUACGACUACUGAAGCAGCUUCAAAUGGUCAUUUAGAAUGUUUAAUAUAUGCCCACGAAAAUGGAUGUCCAUGGGCUGUAGGCACAACAUUUGCCGCUGUCAAAACUACAGUAAGAGGUAAUUUUAAAAUUUUAAAAUAUGCACAUGAAAAUGGAUGUCAAUGGGAUGUAGACACAAUAUUAACGGCUGUCACAAGAAAUAAUUUUAAAAUUUUAAAAUAUGCUCACGAAAAUGAAUGUCCAUGGGAUAAUGGCAUAACUACUGCGGCUACAGUAAGAGCAAGAGGUAAUUUUAAAAUAUUAAAAUAUGUACAUGAAAAUGGAUGCCCAUGGGAUGAAAGAACAACAGAAGUAGCAGCAAGUUAUGGUAAUUUAGAAAUUUUAAAAUAUGCUCAUGAAAAAGGAUGCCCAUGGGCUAUUGGCACAAUUAAAGCUGCUGCUUUUAGUGGUCAUUUUGAUUGUUUGAAAUAUGCUAAUGAAAAUAGGUGUCCAUGGGAUUAUGACACAACCAGAGCUUCUGCAGCUAGUGGUUGUUUAGACUGUUUAAAAUAUGCUUAUGAAAAGGAGUGUCCGUGGGAUGAAGGAACAUUAGUUACAGCUGCGGUGCAUGGUAAUUUAGACUGUUUAAAAUAUGCUUAUGAAAAUGGAUAUAAAUGGAUUGAAGGUACAAUGAGAGGAGCUGCUGCGAAUCGAAAUGUAGGAUGCCUAAAAUAUGCUUAUGAAAAUGGUUGUAAAUGGGACGAAGGCACAACAAGGGAAGCUGCUGCGAGUGGUUGCAUUAGUUGUCUGAAAUUUGCUCAUGAAAAUGGAUGUAAUUGGGAUGAAGGAACAAUAGCUACUGCUGCCAUGCGUGGUAAUUUAGAUUGCUUAAUGUAUGCCCACGAAAAUGGUUGUAAAUGGGAUGAAGGCACUACAAGACUUGCUGCUGCAAAUGGUCAGUUUCAUUGUUUAAAAUAUGCCCAUGAACAUAAUUGUCCAUGGAGUAGAAAUACUAAUUAUGAAGCUACUCGAAGGGGUUGUUUUGAUAUAAUCAAUUAUAUCAACAAAAAUGGCUGUCCUGAUUAG
This is a messenger RNA of Daktulosphaira vitifoliae (grape phylloxera), 1488 nucleotides long. RefSeq lists its product as uncharacterized. The record is from RefSeq and is a predicted model, not a curated record. Lineage: Eukaryota; Metazoa; Arthropoda; Insecta; Hemiptera; Phylloxeridae. The coding region runs from base 1 to 1488 and encodes 495 amino acids. The transcript is spliced from 5 exons.